AUGUCGAAACACCACAACGACCAGAAGGUCGACGGCGGGCCUGACGACGAGGCGGAAUACGACAUCGGGUCGAAGUUGGCCUUCUUGGCGAGCCCGGUCCUGCCCGACGAGAAGAUCCGCAGUCCGUGCGUACCCCCUGAUAUCGACGAUCUACAGGAUGUGGAGGCCCUGGGGUACCGUUACGAUGUGAAGCAGAUUCCGUAUUUCGAAAAGCUGUUCUACGAUCUGUGGUUCGUUGCGAACCUAUCAAACUUCACCAUUGUCCACGAAGUCACCGAGUCGUCCAAGCUGUGGUCUUAUGUCGGUUACAUUAGCAUCCUCUGGUUUAACUGGUUUCUGGUCGGCAUAUUCGAUGUUCGCUUCGUCACCGACAGCAUAUUCGAGCGGUUGGCUCGCACCGCGCACCUGGGCGUGAUGGUCGGAUUCUCGGUCGUCGCGACGAAUUUCGAUCCGGAUGCUCAGAAGAAGGGAACCUUCCAAGCCUUGUCCCUGAUCCUCAUGGUCUCAAGACUCGUGCUCGUCGUCGAGUAUCUAGCCAUCUUAUGGCACAUACGGAAGUUUCAGCACGGCAAGAUACCCUUAGCGAUCGUUAUUGCCUUUCACUUCAUAGCCGCCUUGGUGUACCACGGUAUAUCGUUCCGAUUUGAAGACGGCAGGAACAGCAGGGUCUUCGUGGCGUGGUAUGUCAUCGCCUUGAUGGAGGCGAUCUUGCAGUUGGGCCUCUCGCUCUCUUCCCAAGCACUCAGUUUCAACGGGACGCAGCUGACGGAGCGGAUGAAGACUUUGACUCUAAUCAUCCUCGGAGAAGGUGUCACGGCCAUAGCGAAGAACGUCAUCGUGAUCGUCAAGAAUAACGGUUGGACAUCUGCAACCAUUGGGAUACUCACCGCCGGCAUCGCAACGAUAUACGUGGUGUUUCUGAUAUACACCAACUGGAUGGACCAACACAAGCGUCUGGCGGGCGUGCGCCAGCUGCUAUGGUCUUUUCUACACUUCCCAUUGCACGUCUUCCUAAUUCUCUUCAUGGAGGGCGUGACCCAGUUCCUACAGUGGUGGAAACUGCUCGAAGUGCAAUUGUUCGCCUUCGACCAAUUCGACCACGCCUUCACCAAUCUAGAUUCAAACCUCCCCAAGGACAAGGCCACGCAGGCUGUCGUCGACUCGCUCAACGCGACCGUCAAGUACAUUUGGACCAUGUACGCCCCGACCUACGCUAUAACCUACGAAGAGGUCGACCGGGUUCUCUCCAACGUCUCGCAGAUUCCCGACGCCUACUGGUACGAGGACUUCACCGACCCCGCCGUCGACGACGUCUUCACGCAGGACAUCUCGGACCUGUUCGCCACGGUCUGCAACUCGGUCUUCGCCAACUUCGACAUCGAGCCCAUCAACGCGACGCUCCUGGACGCGACGGGCAACCGCUUCGUGCUCGUGUUCCAGUACGUCUACGCCACGGCCGGCCUGUCGCUCGUGCUCAUGACCGCGCUGCACGUCCUGACGACGCGCCGGCGCGGCUGGACCUGGUUCGGGUACAUGCGCGCGGCGCUGUUCGCGCUCAUGGGCGUCGCGCUGGCGCUCGUCGAUCUCUUGUCGCUUGAUGAUGUGAAGGGCUGGGUCUUCAUCACGACCCCGUGGCCGCUGCCCACGCUGUGCCUCGUCUUCUUCUCCGUGCUCGUGCUGACGCACGUCCCGUGCCCGCCGCGGCUGUUCUUCCGCCGGGGAAGAUUUGGGAUGCGCGGGUUUGCCAAGCUUCGGGACUCCAGCGGUGGGGGUGUGGAAGGUGGUGGUGGUGAUUAUACGCACGUUCAGGACGUGAGCGCUGGCUUCGAAAUAAAGCCGGUCCGGGGCUUGGGUCUGCGCGAAGACAAGGGCGCGGGGCCGACGAUGGCGCAUGCGGGCGCGGGCAACUAUGGGUAUGGAGACCAGACGCAGAUCUACAGCAGCUCGUAUGCGUCAGACGGUGACGACCCGGGGCUGAGUCCCGCGUACCCCGCUUAUAGCCAGGAGCAGGCGUAUCAUAACAUGUAUGGGCAUCCGGGUGAAGAUAGCAUGAUGGGCUCUACGGGUCGGUAG
Messenger RNA from Anthostomella pinea, 2073 nucleotides. NCBI's taxonomy places the organism in Eukaryota, Fungi, Ascomycota, Sordariomycetes, Xylariales, Xylariaceae. The record is from the annotation of a GenBank genome assembly.